Fundulus heteroclitus (mummichog) is the source of this 3462-nucleotide messenger RNA. RefSeq names its product WD repeat domain 59 (gene wdr59). Bases 447 to 3392 code for a protein of 981 amino acids. The record is from RefSeq and is a predicted model, not a curated record. Gene Ontology annotation, molecular function: protein binding. The transcript has 27 exons. Lineage: Eukaryota; Metazoa; Chordata; Actinopteri; Cyprinodontiformes; Fundulidae.
ACACAGAGAGACGAUGUGAGGAGAGAAUAUUAGAUAAACAGAGAAUAUUAGAAGAUCUGAGGAGGAAAAGGCAGAAAAGCGAUAAAUAAACGAGCCUUCAGUCCUCAUGAUGUUCAGAUCAUCUGAGCUGGUUUAGUAGAGAGCAGCAGGAAGCGAUUCCUGGAUUACCUGCAACGAUGCGAGGCUUAGACAGGUAGAGGUGUGUGGCGCUGGUCCAACACACCUGAAUUAAAUGGUUCCUCCUCUUCAGGUUCUACAGAACCCGCCAGCGACCUACUUAUGAUCCACUUGUUCUGAAGCAGAGACGCGAAUAAAAGCCGUCCGGAACCGGCCUCUAAGGAACCACACCAUGAUUCACUGAACGGUGGCUCUAGCGUCCCUGAACGCAUCAUCUGAGCUCAUCAAGGUCACGUGGUGUUUUGUUGACAGUUGGAAAGGAAGCAAAGAUGGCGGCGCGCUGGAGCAGCGAGAAUGUGGUGGUGGAGUUUCGGGACGCUCAGGCCACCGCCAUGUCCGUGGACUGCCUGGGCGCUCACGCCGUGCUGUCAGGCCGCCGCUUCCUCUACAUGGUGAACCUGGAGGCUCCGUCUGAAGCGCCGAGGAAAAUCGGCCGCCACAGUAAGUGGGACGUGGGGACGGUCCAGUGGAACCGGCACCGGUCGGAGGCUCACGUCUUCGCCGCCUCGAGCAACCAGCGUGUGGAUCUGUACUCGUGGAGGGACGGCUGUGGAGAGGCCCACUCCUCCCUGCAGGGACACACCCGGGUCAUCAGCGAUCUGGACUGGUCCUGGUUCGACCCGGAGUUCCUGGUCACCAGCUCCGUGGACACCUACAUCUACAUCUGGGACACCAGAGACACUCGGAAACCCACGGUGGCGCUCUCUGCUGUCGCCGGAGCGGCUCAGGUGAAGUGGAACCGGAGGAACCAGCACCUGCUGGCAUCCAGUCAUGACGGAGACGUCCGCAUCUGGGACAAAAGGAAACCCAACACGGCGGUGGAGUACCUGGCCGCUCACCUGUCCAAGAUCCACGGCCUGGACUGGCAUCCAGACAACGAGUUCAUCUUCGCCACGUCCAGCCAGGACAACUCUGUCAGGUUCUGGGAUUACCGGCAGCCCAGGAAGUACCUGAACAUCCUGUCCUGCCAGGUGCCGGUGUGGAAGGCCAGGUACACGCCGUUCUCCAACGGGCUCGUCACCGUCAUGGUUCCUCAGCUGAGGAGGGAGAACAGUCUGCUGCUGUGGAGCACGCUGGACCUCAACAGCCCCGUGCACGCCUUCGUUGGACACGACGACGUGGUGCUGGAGUUCCAGUGGCGGCCGCAGAAGGAAGGCUCCAAGGACUUCCAGCUGGUGACCUGGUCCAGAGACCAGACUCUGAGGAUAUGGAGGGUGGACCCUCAGCUGCAGAAGCUGUGCGUCAGCGACACGGUGGAGGAGCUGAUGGAGGGGAUGAGCCUCGCCGUGGAGUCGGAGAAGUCCCCGACCUCCCAGGAGGCCGAGGGCCAGCAGAGCACGGGGCGGGCUGCAGACAGCCUGCUGGAUCAGGACGGCGGGCGUUCUGACCCGGCUGCAGGUUCUGGUCUGGCUCAGACUCUGCAGCAGGAGUUCUCUCUGGUCAACCUGCAGAUCAGGAACGUCAACGUGGAGAUGGACGCCAUGAACCGGAGCUGCGUGGUGUCGGCCCACUUCGGCAGCCAUCAGGUUCACCUGGUCGUGAAGUUUCCCGUUCAGUACCCCAACAACGCAGCCCCCUCCUUCCAGUUCGUCUCCCCGACCACCAUCCCCUCGGCCAUGAAGAUCAAGAUCCAGAAGAUCCUGACAGACACGUCUCUGCAGAAGGUGAAGAGGAACCAGAACUGUCUGGAGCCGUGUGUCCGGCAGCUUGUGUCUUGCCUGGAGUCCGAUAUGACCCAGGAGGACAGUCCUUCCUCAGGCCCGUUUGUCCUGUCCAACCCCGUCACGCCGUCCCUGCAGGCCUUUCCUCGGGUCAGCAACACGUACGGCUCCUACCAGGACGCCAACAUCCCGUUUCCUCGCACGUCCGGAGCUCGUUUCUGCGGCACCGGCUGUCUGGUUUACUUCACCCGGCCAAUCACCAUGCACCGCUCAGCCCCGCCCACAGAACCCACUCCCAGGUCCCUGUCGGCUCUGUCGGCCUAUCACAGCGGGGUUCUGACCCCCAUGAAGAUGCGCUCCGAGUCCCAGAACACCCUGCGGCUCUACAGCGGCAGCCCCACCCGCUCCGACAAAGACACCGUCUCCAUCUCCUCCUUCUACUACAAAGAGCGGAAGCUUCCUAUGUCUGCCUCCCGCCGCUGGUCUGUGCAAACCCUCCAUGAUUGGCCGAAAUCCCGGCGCUUUAAGACGAAGCGGGAAGGCGUGGACUGCAGCAGCCGUCCCAUCAAGCUGGCGGGGAAGGUCAUCAUCCAGGAGAUCUCCUGCCUGCUGCCCGUCCACAAAGCUCUGGGAGAGAGCUACAUCCUGAACAUGAACGACAUCCAGGAGACGUGUCAGAAGAACACUGCGGCGGCGCUGGUGGUGGGACGCAGAGACCUGGCCAAGGUUUGGGCUCUGGCGUCGGCAGCCACCAGUCAGGACCUGAGUCCGGAUUGUGACCCGGACACGGAGACGCCCUGGGCCAGACACCCGUUUGGACGGCAGCUGCUGGAGACGCUCCUGGAUCACUACAGCCAGAUGAGCGACGUCCAGACGCUGGCCGUGCUCUGCAGCGUCUUCAGGGCUCAGGCUCCGCCCCCGGACUGCUACUCCGUGUACGGACCGCCUUCGUCUCGCCUCCACUCCCGAUACCCCAGCUACACGUCCAGCUCCGUCAACUCUGGCUCCUGCUCCAGCACCUCUGACUCCAUCACACCAAGCACCUGGAACACAGUCAGAGACCCCGAGCAUCCCAACCCGUGGGGGGAGUCCUCUCCUGACGACUACCGCUAUGCUAGCCAGGGCUACACGGACCCUCGGGAACGAGAGCGGGAGCUCCACGACAUGAACAAGAGGCUGCUGGACCCGGCCAAUACGCUGCAGUACGACGACUUCAAGAAGUGUUACGGGGAGAUCCUGUACCGCUGGGGCCUGGGAGACAAGAGAGCCGACGUGCUCAAGUUCACGUCCAGCCCUCCAGAACCGCACAAAGGCGUCGAGUUCGGCGUGUACUGCUGCCACUGCCGCAGCCAGGCGCGCGGCACCCAGUGCGCCGUCUGCAAGCGGCUGACCUUCCAGUGCGCCGUCUGCCACGUCGCCGUCCGAGGCUCGUCCAACUUCUGCCUGAGCUGCGGCCACGGCGGACACACGGGCCACAUGAUGGACUGGUUCCGGCGGCAGGACGAGUGUCCGGCGGGCUGCGGCUGCCACUGCCUGCUGCAGAGCACCUUCUGACGCUGCAGCCGAGACGACACCUGGAAACACCUGGAAACACCUGGAAACAUAAAAACUACAGCCAACACUC